AUGAGGAACCAAUCAAUGGAAAUAAAAUUUAUUCUCUUAGGAUUGACAGAUGAUCCACAAUUGCAAACUGUGAUUUUCCUGUUUCUGUUUCUUAACUACACAUUGAGUUUGAUGGGGAACAUAAUCAUCAUCCUUCUUACCCUGCUGGAUCCCCGCCUCAAGACUCCAAUGUAUUUCUUUCUUCGUAAUUUCUCCUUUUUGGAAAUCAUAUUCACAACAGUGUGUAUUCCCAGAUUCUUAAUAACCAUUGUGACUAGAGACAAAACCAUUUCUUAUAAUAACUGUGCAGCUCAAUUAUUUUUUAUCCUUUUAUUGGGAGUCACUGAGUUUUACCUUCUGGCGGCCAUGUCCUUUGACCGCUAUGUUGCUAUCUGCAAACCACGACAUUACCCCAUCAUCAUGAGCAGCAAAGUGUGCUACCAACUUGUACUCAGCUCUUGGGUAACUGGAUUCCUCAUCAUCUUCCCCCCAUUGGUCAUGGGACUCAAGUUGGAUUUCUGUGCUUCCAAAAUAAUUGAUCACUUUAUGUGUGAAACUUCUCCUAUCCUGCAGAUCUCCUGCACAGAUACACGUAUCCUAGAACUGAUGUCUUUCAUCUUAGCUGUGGUGACACUUGUGAUCACACUGGUGUUAGUGAUUCUCUCCUACACUUGCAUUAUUAAGACCAUUUUGAAAUUCCCGUCUGUACAGCAAAGAACCAAAGCAUUUUCCACCUGUGCUUCCCAUUUGAUUGUUGUCUCCAUGACUUAUGGUAGCUGUAUCUUCAUGUAUAUUAAACCAUCUGCAAAAGAAAGAGUGACUGUAUCCAAAGACAUAGCUUUACUUUAUACCUCAAUUGUCCCUUUACUAAAUCCCUUCAUUUACACUCUAAGGAACCAGCAGGUGAAAGAUGCCUUCUGGGAUGUAGUGCAAAAGAAUUUGUGUUUUUCAAAAAGACCAUUAUAA
Carlito syrichta (Philippine tarsier) is the source of this 945-nucleotide messenger RNA. Its product is annotated as olfactory receptor 6C6. Gene Ontology annotation, biological process: G protein-coupled receptor signaling pathway. Gene Ontology annotation, molecular function: olfactory receptor activity; G protein-coupled receptor activity. Bases 1 to 945 code for a protein of 314 amino acids. The transcript has a single exon. NCBI's taxonomy places the organism in Eukaryota, Metazoa, Chordata, Mammalia, Primates, Tarsiidae. The record is from RefSeq and is a predicted model, not a curated record. Gene Ontology annotation, cellular component: membrane.